CCCGCCCGCCGCGUCACCUUAUCAUCCGCCGCACCCCCGAAGGGAACUCCAAGGCCCCCAAAAACCCAGCCCACUUGGCUCGUCGAAGCGGGGGGCUUUUCUGCACUGCACUGCACAGCACUGCACUGCCUCAGCUCUGCCUUUCGCCGUCGUCCUUGUCAUCGUCGUCGUCAACGCCAAUCCACACUACGCUACAUCUCACCAGCAAAAGCAUCCUUUUGCUGCAUUCCCGUCCCUAUUGUUUUCGAUAAUCCAUUCCGUCGUAUCGCCGCGACCGGUCACUCUCAAACGUCAUCCGCGAAUCGUCCUCGUCUAACCCCUCAUUUGUUCCAAGAACGAACGACCUUGUUCUGAGCACGCCAGAUAUUUUGGGAGUCGACACCGUUGUCGCUGGCUAUCCCGCGACGAAAUGAGUUCCUCCCGCAAUGAUGCCGGGCAGCCCAACCGCAAGCCCAACCUCCGAGUAACGAUUAUCGCUGCUGAUGGCUUGUACAAGCGAGAUGUCUUCCGGUUUCCGGAUCCCUUCGCCGUCAUCACCGUCAACGGAGACCAGACCAAGACUACGAGUGCACAGAAGCGGACAUUGAACCCAUACUGGAACGAGAGCUUCGACCUCAACGUGAACGAAGACACCAUUCUCGCGGUUCAGGUAUUUGACCAGAAGAAGUUCAAGAAGAAGGACCAAGGUUUCCUUGGUGUAAUCAACGUUAGGAUUGGCGAUGUGAUUGAGCUGGCACCGGACGCUGAUGACCAAAUGCUCACGCGAGACCUCAAGAAGUCGACCGAUAACCUAGUUGUGCACGGAAAGCUGAUCGUAAAUCUGUCAACAAACCUUACCACACCAGCGCGGGCUGGGCAAGCAUCAUCCAGCCGUCCCUCACUUGUUCCGCCUGCUCAAGGGUCCAGCCUUUCGACGCUCUCGGCCCCGACGGCUGACGCUAGACCCGGCUCGGCCAUGGGUGUUCCGAAUGGCGGCCCAGCUCCUGGUUCUCAAGUAAACCUGCCGCACCGACCUGCGAGUAUGACUUCCACCGGCCCUCCUCCGGCCGCGAAUGGCGGGCCGCCUCCGGCACGCAACUCUAGCACAUUGAGCCCCUUUGAAGAUGCGCAAGGGCGCUUGCCGGCCGGUUGGGAACGCCGAGAGGAUAACCUUGGCCGUACAUAUUACGUUGAUCACAACACAAGAACUACUAGCUGGAACAGACCGACCGUUGCCGGGGCUGUGGAACAGAGGAACGAUCGUGAAGCCGCAACCCAAGUGGAGCGCCAGAGACAUCAGAACCGAACCCUCCCCGAGGAUCGAACCGGCGCGAACUCCCCGACUUUGCAAGCUCAGCAAGCAGCCGCUCAAAGCGCAAACAACGCUACGAUGAUGCACACUGGAGCGACAAGCCCGGGCACUGGCGAGCUGCCGCCUGGUUGGGAACAGAGAUGGACUCCUGAAGGCCGCCCGUAUUUCGUGGACCACAACACCCGUACGACUACCUGGGUUGACCCCCGCCGCCAGCAGUACAUCCGUAUGUACGGAGGCCAAAACGCAACCAACGGCACCAUCCAGCAACAGCCCGUUUCUCAGUUGGGACCUCUGCCAAGCGGUUGGGAGAUGCGUCUCACGAACACUGCUCGAGUGUAUUUCGUGGACCACAACACAAAGACCACAACGUGGGACGAUCCCCGUUUGCCGUCAUCCCUGGAUCAGAACGUACCACAGUACAAGCGAGACUUCAGGAGAAAGCUCAUUUACUUCCGCUCGCAACCUGCGAUGCGCAUCCUUUCCGGACAAUGCCACAUCAAGGUGCGGCGUUCUCAUAUUUUCGAGGACUCCUUUGCAGAAAUCACUCGGCAGUCUGCUACCGAUUUGAAAAAGCGACUUAUGAUCAAAUUCGAUGGCGAGGAUGGUUUGGAUUACGGUGGUCUCUCCAGAGAGUUCUUCUUCCUCCUCUCCCACGAGAUGUUCAACCCGUUCUACUGCCUGUUCGAGUACUCCGCCCACGACAACUACACCCUUCAAAUCAACCCCCAUUCCGGUAUCAACCCCGAGCAUUUGAACUACUUCAAGUUCAUUGGUCGCGUUGUUGGCUUGGCGAUUUUCCAUCGUCGUUUCCUCGAUGCCUUCUUCAUCGGUGCUCUGUACAAGAUGAUACUGGGCAAGUCGGUCGUCCUAGCCGACAUGGAAGGUGUGGAUGCCGACUUCCACCGCUCUUUGCAGUGGAUGUUGGACAACGACAUUUCUGGAGGAAUCCUCGAGCAGACAUUCUCCACCGAAGACGAGCGUUUCGGUGUCAUGACUGUGGAGGAUCUCAUCCCCGGCGGUCGUGACAUCGAUGUGACGAACGAGAACAAGAAGGAGUACGUCGACCUCAUGGUGAAGUGGAGAAUCGAGAAGCGUAUCGCGGAGCAAUUCCAAGCCUUUAAGGAUGGCUUCCAUGAGCUUAUCCCUCAGGACUUGGUCAACGUUUUCGACGAACGUGAGCUCGAGUUGCUUAUUGGUGGUAUCGCCGAGAUCGACGUGGACGACUGGAAGAAGCACACCGAUUACCGUGGAUACACAGAGUCAGAUGAGGUUAUCCAGUUCUUCUGGCAGACGAUCCGUUCGUGGGAUGGAGAGCAGAAGUCGCGUCUACUUCAGUUCGCGACGGGUACAUCGCGUAUCCCGGUCAACGGUUUCAAGGAUUUGCAAGGAAGUGACGGUCCGAGAAGAUUUACAAUCGAAAAGGCUGGAGAGAUUAACAAUCUUCCCAAGGCUCACACAUGUUUCAACCGACUGGACCUACCGCCAUACAAGAGUCUGGAAAUGCUUCAGCAGAAGCUUACAAUUGCCGUUGAAGAGACUAUGGGCUUCGGUCAAGAAUAGAUGCCUCAUACGUCCGAUGGGGCCCAUGUCUUAGCUUAUGCGUCCAAGCAUUUGCAAAAAGGACGACGGAAGCACGCGCCUUCGCCACGUAGUGGCUGGAUCCUCGCCGCUGAAUGUGAGGACAGCAUGUGCAAAGCACAUUGCAUCCAGUACACGUUGGGGU
Colletotrichum phormii is the source of this 3017-nucleotide messenger RNA. RefSeq names its product HECT-domain-containing protein. Gene Ontology annotation, cellular component: cytoplasm. The transcript is spliced from 7 exons. NCBI's taxonomy places the organism in Eukaryota, Fungi, Ascomycota, Sordariomycetes, Glomerellales, Glomerellaceae. Gene Ontology annotation, molecular function: protein binding; ubiquitin protein ligase activity. The record is from RefSeq and is a predicted model, not a curated record. The coding region runs from base 410 to 2854 and encodes 814 amino acids. Gene Ontology annotation, biological process: protein polyubiquitination; ubiquitin-dependent protein catabolic process.